CGAUACCCUCCCAUCCUCGCCUUGACUCGUAGAACGACAAGACAAGAUGGACAAUUCCCCCACUGCCCUCUUUGACUCAUACGAGUCUGACUUCAAGCAAAUCAUCCACAGCAUCCGCGACAAGCUCGAGGGUGACGCGAAGGAUGCUGGCCAGGGCGAGCAGCGCAAGGCAGCGCUUCGCAGGGUCGAGAUGGAGCUUGACGAAGCCGACGAGAUGGUCUCCCAAAUGGAAAUAGAAAUCCAAGGCAUCCCCCAAUCCCUCCGGCCCUCGUACCAAUCCCGCGUCAAGGCCUCCAAAGCAGACCUCACCCGUUACAAGAAGCUCUCCAAGGACAUUUACGCUCAGCUCUCCCGCGCCGAACUCCUCGCCCGUCCCGGGACACGCGGCACGCCUACUUCGGACGAGCCUUACGGCGCGACGAGCGACCGCACACGGCUGCUUGCAGGCACGGAGCUGCUUGAGGACGGGAGCAGGCGGCUGUUGGACAGUCAGAGGAUCGCUCUUGAGACGGAGGAGCAGGGCGCGGACAUCCUCAGAAGUUUGCGUGGGCAGAGGGAGCAAAUUCAAAACGCCCGCGAUACGCUCCAGCGGGCGGAUACCUCUAUCGACCGCGCCUCGGGAACGCUCAAGAAGAUGAUCCGACGAAUGUACCAGCAGCGUGUCGUCACCGCCGCCAUCAUUGUGAUUCUCGUCCUCCUUAUACUCGUCAUACUGUAUUUCAAGCUUGUCCGCUGAACGCUCGAUAUAGCCUAGUGCGUCUCAGGUUCAGAGUGUCUGUGGAGGUGUUCUAAUGGGCGAGAUGUUGGAUUGCUUGGAGGGCGAUGGACUCGUACAUUAUGUGUAUCUCUAGCUUGAUUUUUGCAUCUUAUCUACCG
Dichomitus squalens LYAD-421 SS1 is the source of this 876-nucleotide messenger RNA. RefSeq names its product vesicle transport v-snare protein vti1. Gene Ontology annotation, molecular function: SNARE binding; SNAP receptor activity. Gene Ontology annotation, cellular component: SNARE complex; Golgi apparatus; endoplasmic reticulum membrane. The record is from RefSeq and is a predicted model, not a curated record. NCBI's taxonomy places the organism in Eukaryota, Fungi, Basidiomycota, Agaricomycetes, Polyporales, Polyporaceae. The coding region runs from base 47 to 736 and encodes 229 amino acids. The transcript has 4 exons. Gene Ontology annotation, biological process: Golgi to vacuole transport; macroautophagy; intra-Golgi vesicle-mediated transport.